AUGAAGACAAAAGUGCAGGAAGAUUGGAAUGCUGCACUGCAGACACUCGAGGGCCACUCGGGCUGGGUCACAUCAGUCGCCUUCUCACCCGACGGCAGGCAGGUCGUCUCGGGCUCUCACGAUGUGACGGUACGGCUCUGGGAUGCUGCGACAGGAGCGCCACUCCAGACGCUCGGGGGCCACUCGGGCCCGGUCAUGUCAGUCGCCUUUUCACCCGACGGCAGGCAGGUCGUCUCGGGGUCUGAUGAUGAGAUGGUGCGGCUCUGGGAUGCUGCGACAGGAGUGCCGCUCCAGACGCUCGAGGGCCACACCGGCCCGGUCACGUCAGUCGCCUUCUCACCUAACAGCAGGCAGGCCGUCUCGGGCUCUGACGAUGGGAGGGUGCGGCUCUGGGAUGCUGCGACAGGAGCGCCGCUCCAGACGCUCGAGGGCCACUCGGGCCCGGUCACGACAGUCGCCUUCUCAUGGCAAGGGGUUACCAACUUUACACGUGUUCAAUUAUUGGCUAACGGAAGGCACGACGAAUUUCCUCUGGCUAUCUACUGAUUAUCGAUUGUAUGGCCGUUCGGGAUAGACUGGUCAUUUUAGGACAUUCGUCAGGGAGAUUUUCAUAUUUACAGAUUAAACUAGGGCCACUGCUUAUUAUACCCAACUAGUGCAUGUUACUCUAGUGAAUUCAGCGUUUCUUCCCACCAACCUCCAUUGCUGCGCGACAGAGGUCAAAGCUUUUAGUGUACCUCAUACUGAAUGGCAGCUAACUCACUUAAACCACUGUACUGCCGAUAGAGGAUCUUGCGGCUGUCCGCCCGAGCCGGAAGGGCCAGGAUCAUCGCCAACACUGAAGGACUAUAAAACGGGAGAAACCAAGGCAUGCUCCAUCAGUGAGGUCCUUCAACAUCCAUAUGUGGCAAGACUAUCCACGAAUAUCGUUAUCCAAGGUCCCCUCUCUCCUAGCUUCUUGGUGGUCCCAGAGCAGGAAUCAAAGGACGCUGAGCCUUAUAACAACAAUGAAUCGCACUCCGGCUGAGG
Messenger RNA from Pseudogymnoascus destructans, 1029 nucleotides. RefSeq lists its product as uncharacterized. The record is from RefSeq and is a predicted model, not a curated record. The coding region runs from base 1 to 546 and encodes 181 amino acids. Gene Ontology annotation, molecular function: protein binding. The transcript has a single exon. NCBI's taxonomy places the organism in Eukaryota, Fungi, Ascomycota, Leotiomycetes, Thelebolales, Thelebolaceae.